Vollenhovia emeryi is the source of this 291-nucleotide messenger RNA. RefSeq lists its product as uncharacterized. NCBI's taxonomy places the organism in Eukaryota, Metazoa, Arthropoda, Insecta, Hymenoptera, Formicidae. The transcript has 2 exons. The record is from RefSeq and is a predicted model, not a curated record. The annotation marks the transcript as partial.
UGAUCCCGUCGUUUGUUAUAGGCAAAAUGUCGUGUAGGACUAGAAAGCGAAAAGAGGAUGAAGAGCGGAAAGCAAACGAUGGGGAACAGGAUAAUUUCUUUACCGACGAGAUGAGGGAGGAAAUGAAAGCAAUGUGGGAGAUACCGCAAAUCUUCCAUUUCCUCCACUUAACGAAGGAAUCUCUUAAUAUACCUCAGUUGUCUUUGUACGAAAUGGAGAGGAUGCUGUUGAUACCGAGGGCCUCUAAACAACUAGCAAACAUCAUGACUUGUAUGCUGAGGUACGUGAAAU